AUGCAGAGGGUCCGAGCGCUCCCGGGCCAGGCGUUGGUGCCGCAUGGAGAGAAGAGGAAUCCCUACCAGACCGAUGACCUGGGCCUCUCGAUGUACACGUGCCCUCCCAACGAAGAAGUCAGCAUCCGCGAGUUCGAGGAUUUCACCGUGAACCGGCUGAAGCUUCUGCACAUCAUCGACAAGGCUUGCGGCGGCCGCAGCAAAGCCGGCACCAGUUCCGAGUUUCGACUGGAGAACAUGGGCGCCCUGAGGCCGCAGCUGGCACGAGACCUGCGCGAUUGUGGCUUGAGCUUAGGUUACCCUAAAGCAGAUCGCGUCAAUGGCUUCCUUCUCGAAAAGGCAGAGUUUCAGAGUCGAGAUAACAUCUCCCACUUCGCCUUGCGCCUGGCUUUCUGCAAGAGCAACGAGGCUCGCGAGUGGCUGCUGAAGCAGGAGCAGCGCUUGUUCGUCUUGCGAUUCGAGGGCCUGAACACGGACGCAAAGGAGGCUUUCGUGGAGUCCACUGGCAUUCGAGCGCAGAGGUUCGAGGAGCCCUCCGAGGGGGGCCCGACGCUCUCGAUGCUUCAAAAGUGCACGGCUGGCGUGAAGACCUGGAGAGACGGGCGCGCGGAGAUUGAGCAGGUCUUCUAUGCGAUGCCCUUCACCGAGGUACCCCCUGCAUUCAUCGCAGGGAGGAGGGUGGUGGUCAAGAAGGGCAAGGCCUAUGUUCCUGCGAGCUCACUGAAGAUGAUCGUUGCAAAGAAGUUUAAGGACCUCCUGGCAGCAAGCUUGGAUGUGGCCUUCCAAGGCAUCCACAUGGCCCUAGCCGAUCCGCGAGUGGGUCUCUUCCUGCGGCAGCUGCAGGAGAUGGGCAUGCAGCUGGUGCUGCCCAUGCGCACCUCUUCCACGGAGGAAGCCGGCGAGAAGCUGAACCUCGGCAACUUCGAGGAGCUUCUCUCCCGCUCCCUGCCUCCCUGCAUGCGGCGGCUCGUAGAAAGGCAGCGGGAGACCAAGAAGCACUUGAAGCACGCAGGGAGGCUUCAGCUGCGCCCCUUCCUGAAGGAUUGCGGCUUCUCCUUCGAAGACUCCGUCAGCUGGUGGAAGCAGGAGCUGUGCCGCGAUCCGACCAUCGAUUCCGGAAAGUUCGACAAGAAUUACAUGUACGAUCUCGAGCAUGCUUACGGCAAGAAGGGCCACCUUCAAGGUCAGAACUGCUGUGGCUGCCCGAAACUCAUCGGGCUGCCUGGUGAGGCUGUUGGUCAGGUUCACGGCUGCCCCUUCAAGCAGAUGGAUCCCAAAGCCCUGCAGCAGCAGCUCCAGAGGUGGCGGGUGCCCUCGGCAUAUGUCGGGGAGAUCGAGCGGCUGAUCAAGGAAGGCAAGCGGUACCAAGAAGCCUGCAUCGAGUACUUCAAGUCGCAGCACCAGAAUCAUGAGGGUGACGGCGUUGGCAAUAGUCCCCUGGAUUUCUUCAAAGAGAGCUGUGUUUAUCACAAGAAGAAGGCCAAAGAUGCCGCGAAGGGAGAGUCGGCGGGCAAUCCGGCGCCAGUUGCCGAUGCUUCGAAGCAGUGA
Molecule: messenger RNA, 1548 nt
Organism: Symbiodinium necroappetens
Lineage: Eukaryota; Dinophyceae; Suessiales; Symbiodiniaceae
Source: the annotation of a GenBank genome assembly